AUGGAAGCUUACCGAAGAAUGCUGGUGUACGGGACGGUUCUUACUUUGAUCAUUGUUGCCGGUGCCGAUCCUGCCCGGUACGAUCAGUUCCGACUGUAUCGUGUCCUUAUACGGACGCAGGAACAGGUGGAGAUGCUGCAGCAGCUAGAGGAGCAAAGCGAUAGCUACGCCUUCAUGGGUCACGCCAGACAGCCGAACCAAAAUCUAACGAUUAUGGUUGCACCGCAUAAAAUAGCUGAAAUAACGGAGUUGCUCGAGCGAUACGAUUUGCAAGGCACGAUCCUGCUUUACAACAUGCAGGAGCUUAUAGACCGGGAGCAGUCUACGAUCAAACCUAAAACCACCCGCCCGGAAGACUUCAGCUGGCACUUCUAUCACCAUCUGGACACGAUCAAUGCGUGGCUGCGUUUGCAAGUAUCACGCCAUCCCGAUCUGGAGCUAAUCGAGCUGAGCGCAAGCUACGAAAAUCAAUCCCUGUACGGUGUGAAGUUGGCGAAAAAUCCCGCCAACAGUGCAAUCUUUGUCGAGUGUGGAAUACAUGCGCGCGAAUGGAUCUCACCGGCCAGCUGUACGUUCGUGCUGAACGAGCUACUGAACUCCGACCGGGCGGACGUGCUGCACCUGGCGGAAAGCUUCAACUGGAUCAUCUUUCCGGUCGUCAAUCCGGACGGCUAUCGGUACACGUUCGAGGGAGAUCGGCUGUGGCGCAAAAAUACCAAACCGUACGGUAUCUGCCGUGGCGUAGAUCUGAACCGUAACUUUGCGAGCGAUUGGAACGGUCCGGGUGCAAGUUCCGAUCCGUGCCGGUACGAUUUUGCCGGCGGUAGCGAAGCAAGCGAACCGGAAACGCGCACGUUGGCCAGUUAUCUGGUGGAGAAUGUGCCGAAGCUGCGGAUUAGGUCGUACUUUUCGAUUCACUCCUUCUCCCAGCUGGUGAUGUUCCCGUAUGGGUAUAAAACCGACCGGGUGCCCAAUUACGAUCACUUGGUGGCGAUCGGUCGUAAGGGCGUGGAAGCGAUCGAGCAAACGCAUGGCAUGAAGUACGUUUCCGGUGCGAUGAUUGAAACGAUUUAUCCAUCGUCCGGCGAUAGUGUGGACUGGGUGUACAGUGCACUUGGCGUACCGAUAGCGUAUACGUUCGAGCUUCGGGGACCGCCGGACAGUACAAACAUGUUCGUACUGCCGGCAGAGGAAAUUAUUCCAACCGCCGAAGAGCUGCUGGCCGCCCUUGUUGCAAUGCUGGGCGAAGCUACGCGACUGGGCUAUUACGAAGGUGAUGGGGAUAAGCAAGAACUUUAG
Molecule: messenger RNA, 1299 nt
Organism: Anopheles maculipalpis
Lineage: Eukaryota; Metazoa; Arthropoda; Insecta; Diptera; Culicidae
Product: zinc carboxypeptidase-like
Exons: 2
Coding region: 1-1299 (432 amino acids)
Biological process (GO): proteolysis
Molecular function (GO): zinc ion binding; metallocarboxypeptidase activity
Source: RefSeq, a predicted model, not a curated record